AUGGCUGCCGAUGAACAAGUUUCUAACAUGUUUGACACUAUCUUAGUGUUAGAUUUCGGUUCUCAAUACUCUCACUUGAUUACUAGAAGAUUGAGAGAGUUCAACAUUUACGCCGAAAUGUUGCCAUGCACUCAAAAGAUUUCUGAAUUGGGCUGGACUCCAAAGGGUGUCAUUCUCUCAGGUGGUCCAUACUCUGUGUACGCUGAAGACGCUCCUCACGUCGACCAUGCCAUCUUCGAUUUGAACGUCCCAAUUCUGGGUAUCUGUUACGGUAUGCAAGAACUGGCCUGGAUCAACGGUAAGCAAGUCGGUCGUGGUGACAAGAGAGAAUAUGGUCCUUCCACUUUGAACGUGCUUGACGAUGCCAACCCUCUAUUUAAGGGUAUGAACAAUUCUACCGUCUGGAUGUCUCACGGUGAUAAACUACAUGGUUUACCAACCGGUUACAAGACCAUUGCAACUUCCGAUAACUCCCCAUUCUGUGGUGUUGUUCACGAAACUAAACCAAUCUAUGGUAUCCAAUUCCACCCAGAAGUUACACACUCCACUCAGGGUAAAACUCUAUUGAAAAACUUUGCCGUCGAUUUGUGUCAUGCCAAGCAAAACUGGACCAUGGAAAACUUCAUUGACACUGAAAUCAACAGAAUCAGAAAAUUGGUUGGUCCAACCGCUGAGGUCAUUGGUGCCGUUUCCGGUGGUGUUGACUCCACCGUUGCUUCCAAAUUGAUGACCGAAGCCAUCGGUGAAAGAUUCCAUGCCAUUUUGGUUGACAACGGUGUCUUGAGAUUAAACGAAGCUGCCAACGUUAAGAAGACCCUUGUUGAAGGUCUGGGCAUUAACUUGAAUGUCGUAGAUGCUUCCGAAGAAUUUUUGACUAAAUUGAAGGGUGUCACUGACCCAGAAAAGAAGAGAAAGAUCAUUGGUAACACUUUUAUCCAUGUCUUUGAAAGAGAAGCUGAAAAGAUCAAGCCAAAGGACGGUAAGGACAUUGAAUUCCUGUUGCAAGGUACUUUGUAUCCAGAUGUCAUUGAAUCUAUUUCUUUCAAGGGUCCUUCUCAAACCAUCAAAACUCAUCACAACGUCGGAGGUCUACUAGAGAACAUGAAAUUAAAGUUGAUUGAACCAUUGAGAGAAUUGUUCAAAGAUGAAGUCAGACAUCUAGGUGAAUUGUUGGGAAUCCCUCACGAUUUGGUCUGGAGACACCCUUUCCCUGGUCCAGGUAUUGCUAUUCGUGUUCUAGGUGAAGUUACUAAGGAACAAGUCGAGAUUGCCAGAAAGGCUGAUAACAUUUACAUCGAAGAAAUCAAGCAGGCUGGGUUAUACAACCAAAUCUCUCAAGCCUUUGCUUGUUUAUUGCCCGUUAAAUCUGUUGGUGUGAUGGGUGACCAAAGAACUUAUGACCAAGUUAUUGCUUUGAGAGCCAUUGAAACCACUGAUUUCAUGACCGCUGAUUGGUUUCCUUUUGAACACAGUUUCUUGAAAAAGGUCGCUGCGAGAAUCGUUAACGAAGUUGACGGUGUUGCGAGAGUUACUUACGAUAUCACUUCUAAGCCUCCUGCCACUGUUGAAUGGGAGUGA
Molecule: messenger RNA, 1578 nt
Organism: Saccharomyces eubayanus
Lineage: Eukaryota; Fungi; Ascomycota; Saccharomycetes; Saccharomycetales; Saccharomycetaceae
Gene: GUA1
Product: GMP synthase (glutamine-hydrolyzing)
Exons: 1
Coding region: 1-1578 (525 amino acids)
Biological process (GO): GMP biosynthetic process
Cellular component (GO): cytosol
Molecular function (GO): GMP synthase activity; ATP binding; GMP synthase (glutamine-hydrolyzing) activity
Source: RefSeq, a predicted model, not a curated record